AAUAUAUAUGCAAUAAAGUUACACACAUAUCACAAAGUUAUAAGUUUUAACCAGUAUAAGAAACUGGUCUAAACCUUCUAUUGGAAAUGCUUAAGAAUUUUCAGGCUUCUGAGUUCUGUAACCAAUUCUAUCGAUCAUACUUUUUGACAAUUGAGCAAGAAAUAUUUGCUGUCUUGACAGACACGUUUCACAAGCCUGGCUUCAAGCUGCAUGUUUUAGUUUUACAACACUUUUUCUCCUUGGUUGAGAGUGGAUUGUUAACGGAGCCUUUGUGGGAUUCUGCAACAGUUCCUUAUUCUUAUCCAAAUAAUGGAAUCUUUGUUCGUGAGUACACCAUUAAACUUCUGAGUACGUCAUUCCCAAACAUGACUACAGCAGAGGUCACUCAAUUUGUGAAUGGUCUAUUUGAGUCAAGAAAUGAUCUCUCAACGUUUAAGAAUCAUAUAAGAGACUUUCUUGUUCAGUCAAAAGAAUUUUCAGCUCAGGACAAUAAAGACCUAUAUGCAGAAGAGGCUGCUGCCCAGAGAGAAAGAGAGCGACAACGGAUGCUUUCAAUUCCGGGGCUCAUUGCCCCCAAUGAAAUACAAGACGAGAUGUUGGACUCAUAGGUGGUUAUUGAUGCCUUGGAUGCUAAUUUUAUGAAUUUUGACCUGUGAGUUAUUAAGGUGUGCCUUAGAGAUCCCUGUAUCCAUUGGAACAGUUCAUUUUACCCAAUUGUUUUCCUCGUUCCAAAAUUUCCAUUUAGCCGCAAUGGUGAAUCCACAAGGCCUCCUUUGCGCAAAUGUUUGCAGCUUGAAAUGCCGGUUAUAUGUCUAUUGGUAUUGUAGAAUAGGUAGGUGUUUAUGUGAGGGAUUAUGUCUAUAGUUGCAAUGUUGAUCAUAUCGAGUCAUUGUACGGGUUUACGGUUGUUUGAGGAUCCAGCAUCUUUAAAUGGCUCGUUCUAGAAUAUUUGUAGGUUAAGGAAUACUAACCUAGGUGGUAGCGAAAUUUUCUUUUCCUUGGUUAGGUGGAGAAAGUGUUUGUUUGGCGGGUUUAAAAAAAUUAAAAGGAAUAACAUCCCAAGCUAUCUCUCUCUCUUUAUAUUUUAUUGAAAUUAUGUAAUUUUGAGAUCUUAGCAAAAGCUCCAAGAUGAUGGUGCCAAUGCAUCAUCCACGCUCUUUUUCGGGCUUUCAUGACAUACGUUUCACUGGCUUUGCCAAAAUAGGAAGCUUUUUCACCAUCUUCCUCAUGAAGUGAGCUUGUAUGUUAAAGGAUCCUUUCGCAGAAACAAUGUUUCACUUUAGUGGCAAGCUUUUCAAAAUUUGUCACUUCUUCUUUCACCAUCUUCUUGUAAUCUUUCCUCUUUUGUUGAUCUAUGUGUAAAUGGAUUAAGAAAUGCAAAGAAGGGAGUUUAUAGCAUGCACAGUGUAAUAUGAAGAUGAGGAUGAUCAUGGAGAAGAUAUUGGUGAGAACGUUGACAACAAGAAGGAAGCCAAUACCAAAUGAAACCAUUGUUGGUAAUUAGUAAAAAACUUGUGUCAAUGAUAAGGGUAUGCUAGUGAUGAAGAUGUUAAUGCCAAGGAUGUUAAUGUCUAAACAUCAAUGAUGAGGAUAUCAUUGCCAAAGCGUUGUCAUUGUUAGGGACAUUAAUGUUGAGGAUGUUAUUGCUAGGAAUUCUUUACUUUCAAGGAUGUUAGUGAUGACGAUGUUAUUGCCAAGACAUCAUCAAACUAAACAUAUGAAUCUGUG
Rubroshorea leprosula is the source of this 1728-nucleotide messenger RNA. The record is from the annotation of a GenBank genome assembly. NCBI's taxonomy places the organism in Eukaryota, Viridiplantae, Streptophyta, Magnoliopsida, Malvales, Dipterocarpaceae.